Dentiscutata erythropus is the source of this 1001-nucleotide messenger RNA. Lineage: Eukaryota; Fungi; Glomeromycota; Glomeromycetes; Diversisporales; Gigasporaceae. The record is from the annotation of a GenBank genome assembly.
AUGAGUACUAGAACUUUUAAAAAACUUGCAAACGAAAAAUUAAAUACAAAUACUGCUAAUAAACAAGGUUGCAAAAAAAAAAAAGUGGUUACUUCUUUAUCUUUAAAUGAUAACGAUGAUCCUUUAGAUAGUAUCGAUAACUCAAAAAGCAAAAAAUCAAAAAAAUUACAUAUUGCUAGUUACGAAAAAAAUGAUGCAACUGUUACUUCAUAUAAAAAAAAUCAAAAUACAGUUACUCCAGUUGUUGAUAAUCAAACCAUUGAUAAUAUUUUAAAUAGUUUUGACGAUAGUAUUGAACCAAAUCAUAAUGACAAGGAUAUAGAUGAUUUUAAUAGUACAUUAAUCUCGGCACCUUUAAGACCUUCAGUAACAAGAGCUAUAACUACAAGCAUUUUUAAUGAUGACUUUAUUCCUUCCAAUAGACCUGCAUUUUGCUCUCUUAUACCUGCAUCUUCAGGAUCAUUACAAGCACUUAAUUCAGAUAAUUCAUUCAUGCUAAACACUCCCAAUAUUCCAUCAGCGUUUAGAGAAAUGACAAUUUAUCAACUAUGUCUGUGGCUAUGCAAAAAUCAAAAUGUUUUACAACUCACGAAUAGUAUGAAUAUAUCUAUGCAAUCAUCAGUUGUAGAUGGAUCGCUCUUCACUUCCCAAUUAUUACCAAUCACAUCACAACUAGCAAUUCAGAAUGAUAAAAUAAAAGCUGGUCAUGAUUUUCUGGAAGAACUAAAAUGUACUUCCACUUUACCAAAAAAAGAAAAUGUAGAUAAGUUUAUUGAUGAAAAAAAAAUGGAGACUGUGUUGCAAAGAUGGCUAAACGCUACAAAGAUGGAUGAAUUAAAAGCAGAGAACUCUCUAUUUUAUUUGUGCCAGUUUAUUAAAAAGGCAUUCAUCAUUAAUUAUAUUGCUAGAGAUCCGGAAAAGACCAAAACUUUGGACAGUAUAACAAAAAAUAUUGUCGUACCCUCACAAAAUAGAAAAAAUUUUGCCAACAAUUUACAUUU